AUGUUCAAGCCUUCCACCGUCGCAUCUCUUCGUUCUACUACUAGACUCAUCGCCGGAAUCCAGCGCCCCGCUUUCCGACCCUUUUCUUCCACACCCAUCCCCCGCUUCACGCCUUCUUCUCUCAAAAUGGGUGUCACUCCUAUCACCUCCGCCGAGGAGUACAAGGCCAAGGUCACUGAUGCCACCGGCCCCGUCGUUGUCGACUUCCACGCCGUCUGGUGCGGUCCCUGCAAGGCCAUUGCCCCUACCCUCGAGAAGCUCAGCGAGACCCACUCCAACGUCCAGUUCUACAAGGUCGACGUCGAUGAUCUCUCCGAGGUCGCUGCUGCCAACGGUGUCUCCGCUAUGCCCACCUUCCACUUCUACAACGGUGGUGAGCGCAAGCAGGAGGUCAAGGGUGCCAACCCCCCUGCCAUCCAGGCUGGUCUCAAGGCUAUCCUUGAAUAG
Messenger RNA from Penicillium vulpinum, 447 nucleotides. Its product is annotated as thioredoxin family protein. Lineage: Eukaryota; Fungi; Ascomycota; Eurotiomycetes; Eurotiales; Aspergillaceae. The coding region runs from base 1 to 447 and encodes 148 amino acids. The transcript has 3 exons. The record is from RefSeq and is a predicted model, not a curated record.